Molecule: messenger RNA, 1698 nt
Organism: Nipponia nippon (crested ibis)
Lineage: Eukaryota; Metazoa; Chordata; Aves; Pelecaniformes; Threskiornithidae
Source: RefSeq, a predicted model, not a curated record
AUGGCGCUGGAGGUGGGGGCCGAGGCGCUGCUGGACCUGAGCUUCCUGACGGAGGAGGAGCGGCGUGCCAUUGCCGAGGUCCUGCGCCGCGACUGGCAGCUCCGCCGGCGCGAGGAGGGGCGCAUCAGCAAGCUCCGCAAGUCAGUGUCAGACCCCGUGCGGCUGAGGACCCUCACCGGGGACUGGUUCUGCGAUGCCCGCGCCCAGCGCCACCGGCACCACCUGGGCUCUGACCUCGUCCGCGCCUCCAUCCGCCGCAGGAGGCGGCCCCAGGGAGAGAGGGACUCAGAGUGUGGCCCCAGCCUGGGCGAGCUGGAGGGCAUCAGUGAGCCACUGGCAGAGGAGAAGGAGGAUGAGGAUGGUGUGGCAGAGCAGGAGGAGAGCCCCCCUACGGAGGAGGCGCAGGCAGCUGCAGAGCCCCAGCCCAGCCCUGCGGCCCCGGCUCUGGAGGAGACCCCAGUGUCACAGCCCCCAUGGCAGGGUGACGUCUCGGUGAGGGAGCAGGACAUCCCAGCCCAGCCAGGUGACACAGUAGAUGAGAACCCCUUUGGCACAUCCAGCGCAGAGGAAGACGAGGAGGAGCCCGACUCCGCACGCAGCGGCCCCGAUGCUGGGCAGGGGCCGGGGCCCCCCCAGAUGGCUCAGGCAUCCCCGGGUUGGGUGCCCCCACAGAACAGCCAUGCGCCCCCGAGCAGCCUGCUGACCACCAGCUCCUCCGUGUCCAGCCUCAGCUCCUCCACGCUGAGCGGCAGCCUGAUGAGCCUGUACAGUGAGGGCGAGCUGGGCAGCGUGGCUGUGCAGGGCUGCGUCCAGUUCUCCCUCCGCUACGACCUGGCCAAGAAGGAGCUGCAGGUCCACGUGCUGCGGUGCCGUGAGCUGGCCGAGGCCAAGAAGCAGCGCUCGGACCCGUACAUCAAGACAUACCUGCUGCCGGAUAAGUCCAACCGCAGCAAGCGCAAGACCACAGUGCGGAAGAGGAGCUUGGAUCCCAUCUUCAAUGAGACCCUCAAGUACAAGCUGGAGAAGAGGGACCUGCAGGGCCGGACCCUGAACCUCUCGGUGUGGCACCAUGACAGCCUGGGCAGGAACCUUUUCCUGGGGGAGGUGGAGAUCGCACUGGCCACCUGGGACUGGGCCAACACACGCCCCGAGUGGUUCCACCUCCAGCCCCGAAUGCCCAUCUCCUCGGAUGGCCUCACCAGCCGGGGCAACCUCAACUUGGCAUUGAAGUUCAUCCCCGCUGGCUCAGAAGGCGGGGGGCUGCCACCCACGGGCGAGCUGCACAUCUGGGUGAAGGAUGCUCAGAGCCUCAUCCCCCUGCAGAGCGGCACCGUGGAUGCCUUCGUGCAGUGCUACGUGCUGCCGGAUGACAGCAAGGCGAGCCGGCAGAAGACGCGGGUGGUGAAGCGGAGCCUCAACCCCCUCUUUAACCACACCAUGGUGUACGACGGCUUCCAGGCCAAGGACCUGGCCGAGGCGUGCGCUGAGUUCACCCUCUGGCACCACGAAGCCUUUUCCAAGCGCCAGCUGGGCGGCAUCCGGCUCAGCCUGGGCACAGGGAGCAGCUAUGGGUUGCCGGUGGGCUGGAUGGACUCGACGGCGGAGGAGCGGGGGGUGUGGGGAUGCCUGCUCCAGCAGCCUGGGCAGUGGGUGGAAGCACUGCUGCCCCUGCGGACCAACCUGGUCCCCCGGGCAUAG